GGUGAUGAUGAUGAUGGCAAUGAUUCAAAUUUAAAACAUGAUACAAUAAUGGUCACUAAUAAAAAUACAGAAGAACCAACAAUACAAACAUCAUCAAAUUUAAUAUGUCAUCAAUUAUCAUCACUUAGUCGAAUGUCUUCCUAUACAUUAAAUAAUGAACAAGAUUUUAAAACUAAUUCAUCAAUGUUCAAUUUUUCAACAAAUGAUGAACCGACAAAAUGGCGUCCAAAUACAUUAAAAUAUCAUAUUGAAAAUUUAUUACAGUAA
Rotaria sordida is the source of this 267-nucleotide messenger RNA. NCBI's taxonomy places the organism in Eukaryota, Metazoa, Rotifera, Eurotatoria, Philodinida, Philodinidae. The record is from the annotation of a GenBank genome assembly.